AAGAAAAGCGGCGUCGCCAUAAGUCCUGAACUUAAAACCCUAAUUUUGGUCGUUCUAUAUAAGCCCUCUCUCUAAAACCUACAGCAGCAGUACGUGCACAGAAAAGAGCUACUCAAAUCAUGAACAAAGAAUUUCUAGAUUUAGAUCUGUCUUUCCUUCCGGAAGAAGACAAGGUUCGAAUUUCAUCCAGUAUAGCUGAUUACGAGUUCCGCCAGAGCCUUAGGACAUAUAAUGCCCUCGUGGAAAGAUGCUUCGGCGACUGUGUAAAUACCUUCUAUCGUAAGUCCCUUGGUAAGCAAGAAGAAAACUGUGUCAGGAGAUGCGCAGAGAAAUUCUUGCAGCACUCAGUGCGAGCAGCAACAAAGUUUGCGGAACUCAACCAGGGCGCCUCAACACAGUAAUUACCAUUCAUUUUCAAUUAGGUAAGUGGACUAACUCUGAACUGAGGCUCAAUAUUUUUCUCGUUUGAGGAGAAUAGACUAACACUAAUAUAUUCAUUUUUUUUUUUUUACUGGGCACGACAUACGCACAUGCACACCUCCCCUUAGUUUUAAGACCCGUGAAUCUAUGUAGGUAAAGGAAAAAUUGAAAUAGCCGUUUAAAUGGAUAUUCAAAAUGAUAGUAUUUAAAUGUGGUUUUGCCGGCCUCAUUCUACUUUGAAGUUUAAAAUGGUGUACUCGUAUUUGAUUAGUGAUAGGAGAUAUGGUUUAGGGAGUCUCUUAAGUUGUCAAUGAUAUACAUAAGGGUGUGUUUGUUUGGGGGUUUGGAUUUUGAGUUGGAAUUUGAAUAGUAAAAAAUUUGAAUUUGAAUAGUUGUAUGAUGUGAUAUAAAUAGGCGUUGAUGUAAUGUUUUGAAUGUAAAAUUAAUUUUUAGUAUAAUAUAAAAAAUGAAAAUAGGUGUUUGAUUUGAUGUUUUUGGGAAAAAAAUGGGAUGAAUAGUGGAAAUCUAAUCCAAUCUCCCAAACAAACACACCAUUAGUGAAUCCCAAAAAUACAUAGUACUCAUUAUGUCCGUCUCUAAGGGUUACAUUUACUUUUUGUGUCAUUGUACUUAACAUUAAAAAUAUUCUUAUAUUUGUAUAAUUUUUUUGUACAAAUAUCAUUCUAUUAGUAUUAUAAGAUACUAAUUGAAGUUUUUUGGUGAUUUUUCUUAAUUUGUAUUAUGUUUUGAUAUAAUAAUUAAUAUUCAAAUAUCAACACGCAAAAAGUAAAUGAAACCCUUAUAGCUGGACGGAGGUAGUAGUAUAUAUGAGUAGUGGUGUCAAUUCAUAUUUUUGAGUCGUAAUUGUUGUUGUGGGUAUAAUGAAGAUCUGCAAAUUUGAACAAGACAUGAAUUCUUUUAGGUUAGGUUCAGGUUAACUGUAUUUUGUUUCAGGUCACUCGAUAAUCCAAAUAAACUCAUAAUUCUACUUUUACCGGCUAACCCAUUUAGUACUCUCAUCUCGGUUAACCUGCCUCAUAAUCUCUCCAAUUUUAAGGCCUAAAACCGAAGGAAAUUCUAAUUUGUGUUGAACUGAAGAAGGCAAGAUUUAAGUAGUAACAAUAUAUUUUACAGCAAACAUUGCAAAAAAAUGUGCAACUGAGAAAAUAGUAACAACUUUUUUUAUAUUUCAUUAAUCCUUCUCUUCGUUUCUUUUCUAGUUUACCUUCCAAUUUUUUAGCCAAUUUUAUGAAUAUAUUUGUAUGUUUUGGGGGCAAUAUUAUUUAUAGGGGAAUGAAGUGUGAGAUGUAUUAUUUUACACUUAAUUGUAGAUUUAUUGUAACAAUUUAUUGUGACACUAGAAUGAAUAUCAAUAGAAGAUGGUGGUUUUUAAAUUUGUUUGGAUUAUUCUCAUCGUCUGGUUGUUGAAAUGCGAUGAUCCAAGU
Molecule: messenger RNA, 1865 nt
Organism: Andrographis paniculata
Lineage: Eukaryota; Viridiplantae; Streptophyta; Magnoliopsida; Lamiales; Acanthaceae
Product: mitochondrial import inner membrane translocase subunit Tim9-like
Exons: 2
Coding region: 120-401 (93 amino acids)
Source: RefSeq, a predicted model, not a curated record